AUGGAUACAGACAACAACAAUGAAGGUCCUCGGGCUUCUGCUCCUCAACCACAACAAAUCUCAGGAGCUCUUCCUUUGCGAGGCCAGACCUCAGCAUAUAGAGGGCGUGGUCGUGGAUCAUAUCAUCGUGGAGGCUCUCGUGGUGGUGGAAUGAAUUCUUCUUACUCUGAACGCUCAACAACACCAGAACAUGCUCAACAUCAAAACGUGACCUCAAAUGAAAUUAGCUCACUGUUUAGUGAAUUUCGUGAAGUUCUUGACGAUACUUAUGAUAGACGAGAACGUAUUAUCAAAAUCAGCAGAGAUGUUACGAUCUAUAGCAAGAGACUCAUCUUUUUGUUGCAUCGAUGCAAUAUAAGGACACGAGACUCGGUAUUGGAAGAGGCUAAGGCCAAGCAGCAGGAAAUCAUUCAGCUGCUGAGACGCGUGUCGGUCGAUCUCACUGGAAGUGAUUUCUAUCGACAUAAGUUUGCAGUUCAGCCUGGAUUGGAAGAGUAUAUUGAAGCUGUGUCGUUUCUUGUGUAUCUGGAAUCUGGAGAACUUGUGAAACGUGAAGAUAUCAAUGCCCAGUUGGUUGAUGAACAUGGAACGCCUUUUCUGCAAAUUACAGAAGAGGACUAUCUUUUGGGCAUAACGGAUCUGACUGGAGAACUGAUGCGGCUUGCGAUAAAUGGAUUGGUGUCUGGAAGCCCGUCGACAGCUUUACAAGUGUGUCAAUUCUUGCGACAGCUGAAGGCAGACUUUGAGAUUCUCGACUUUCCACCCGCUCGAAGGAAGAUGAAUGAGAUGCGCAAUUCGUUGAAGAAAGUUGAAGAUGCAUGUUAUUCAGUCAAAGUACGUGGAUCAGAAUAUGGAACGCAACGGCGAUUACAACGAUUGUUCGGACAAACGGGUGGUGCUGCCCAGAUGCAGCCAGGAUUGGAUCAACCAACAGUCGAUACCGCUGAAAUGGUGCAUAUAUCCUCACUGGCAUUACUCAAGAUGCUCAAACACGGACGUGCCGGUGUGCCUAUGGAAGUCAUGGGUUUGAUGUUGGGAGAGUUUGUGGAUGAUUAUACUGUCAGAGUUAUUGAUGUAUUCGCCAUGCCACAAUCUGGAACUGGGGUCUCAGUCGAAGCUGUAGAUCCCGUCUUUCAAACCAAAAUGUUGGAUAUGCUGAAACAAACUGGAAGACCAGAACAAGUCGUCGGAUGGUAUCACUCUCAUCCUGGUUUUGGCUGCUGGUUGUCUUCAGUCGAUGUACAAACCCAACAAUCAUUCGAACAAUUGCAUCAACGAGCUGUAGCUGUAGUAGUAGAUCCUAUUCAAUCCGUCAAGGGCAAAGUCGUCAUAGACGCCUUCCGUCUCAUAAAUCCUCAGUCUCUCAUGAUGCAACAAGAGCCUCGUCAAACUACCAGCAACAUUGGUCACUUGAACAAGCCAAGCAUUCAGGCUUUGAUUCAUGGGCUCAACAGACACUAUUACUCGAUUGCCAUAAAUUAUCGAAAGAAUGAAUUGGAACAAAAGAUGUUGCUCAACUUGCACAAAAAGACAUGGACGUCAGGUCUCAUCCUGACAGACUUUAAUGAGCACUCUGAACAGAAUGAAAAGGCAGUCAAGAGCAUGUUGACUCUUGCUGAAUCUUACAACAAGUCUGUCAUUGAAGAAAUCACACUCACUCCUGAGCAAUUGAAGACUCGACACGUUGGUAAACAGGAUCCUAAACGUCAUCUGGAGGAAAUGGGCCAAGAGCUCAUGACCACCAAUAUUGUCCAGUGCCUGGCUUCUAUGCUCGACUCUGUAAGCUUUUAA
Messenger RNA from Synchytrium microbalum, 1791 nucleotides. RefSeq lists its product as uncharacterized. Lineage: Eukaryota; Fungi; Chytridiomycota; Chytridiomycetes; Synchytriales; Synchytriaceae. Bases 1 to 1791 code for a protein of 596 amino acids. The record is from RefSeq and is a predicted model, not a curated record. The transcript has 12 exons. Gene Ontology annotation, cellular component: proteasome regulatory particle, lid subcomplex. Gene Ontology annotation, biological process: proteasome-mediated ubiquitin-dependent protein catabolic process; protein deubiquitination. Gene Ontology annotation, molecular function: sequence-specific DNA binding; proteasome binding; metallopeptidase activity.